Messenger RNA from Miscanthus lutarioriparius, 1200 nucleotides. The record is from the annotation of a GenBank genome assembly. NCBI's taxonomy places the organism in Eukaryota, Viridiplantae, Streptophyta, Magnoliopsida, Poales, Poaceae.
AUGGAGAACAACACUCCUCCAAAGUCUGGGACGGGUUUCUUCAAAACUUGCUUCAAUGGAGUUAAUGCUCUCUCAGGGGUUGGAAUAUUAUCUAUUCCGUAUGCAUUGUCUCAAGGAGGAUGGUUGAGCUUACUUAUUUUCUUAACCAUAGCAAUCAUCUGUUUCUAUACUGGUAUUCUCCUACAGAGAUGUAUAGACUCGAGUUCGCUUGUUAAGACCUAUCCUGAUAUUGGUGAGCUAGCUUUUGGGCGGAAAGGGAAAAUCAUUGUAGCAAUAUUCUUGUACCUAGAGCUGUAUCUUGUGGCUAUUGAUUUCUUGAUAUUAGAAGGUGACAACUUGGAGAAAUUAUUUCCAAAUGCUAACUUCCAUGCUGCUGGGCUCAAGGUUGGAAGCAAGCAAGGGUUUGUGUUGAUCUUCAGUCUACUUGUUUUACCAACAACAUGGCUUCGGAGCUUGAACAUGCUUGCAUAUGUCGCCCUCGGUGGAGUCAUGGCUUCUGUCAUUUUAAUUGCCUCUGUUCUGUGGGUUGGAACAUUUGAUGGGGUUGGUUUUCAUAAGAAAGGUGUGCUUGUGGACUGGUCUGGUAUGCCAACUGCUAUGAGCUUAUAUGCGUUCUGCUUCAGUGGCCAUGCUGUUUUUCCGAUGAUAUACACUGGCAUGAGAAACAGAAAAGCUUUCCCCACAGUGUUGCUCAUCUGCUUCAUUAUCUGCACUCUUAGCUAUGGUCUGACGGGUGUCAUUGGAUACUUGAUGUUUGGGGAAUCAUUAAGUUCCCAGGUGACUCUGAACCUUCCAUCAAACCGUUUUGCCUCCAACGUCGCGAUCUACACGACGUUGAUCAAUCCGUUCACCAAGUUCGCGCUGCUGAUCACUCCAAUAGCAGAGGCUAUCGAGGAUAAACUUCAUGUGGACAAGAACAGGACCAUCAGUAUCUUCAUCCGGACUGCCCUGGUCGUCAGCACAACCAUCGUGGCCCUUGUCGUGCCCUUCUUUGCCUAUGUCGUCGCUCUUACGGGUUCGUUUCUCAGCAGCACGGUCACCAUGUUGCUACCUUGUGUUUGCUACCUGAAGAUCAGCUCAAGGUCCUCCAGGAAUCUGAGGUUGGAGCUGGUAGUUUGCUUGGGAAUUAUCAUGAUUGGGGCGGGGGUAAUUGUGGUUGGCACGUAUAGCUCACUGAAACAGAUUGUUCAUAGCUUUUGA